UUUGUUUCUAAAAGCGAGCGGAGCGGAGGCUGCAGCCAUUUCUCCCAAAGGCUUCACUCCGGAUCUGACAGCACGGUGAACUCGGUAGACGGAGGAGCUUGAACCAAAAAACCGACACUUUUCUUUCUUUCUUUCUUUUUUCCCCCUCCUUUUCUCCUUGUUUCUUUCUUCUCGGCUGGCUUCGCUCGCCAGCUUGAUCGGAAACAUGGACCCAGCAAGCCGAUACCAAGUGUUGCACAAUGAGGACGACUCUUCAGAGGCCUCGACCAGCGAGCAGCAGCCGUGCACUUCUGCAACGGCUCAGGCUAGCACGUCCAGCCAGGACCAGAGUCUAGCCCAGGCCAGCCCGGCGGCGGGAACAGAGGCGUCAGGGUCGAGGACUCAGGGGGAGGCAGAAGCACCUCCACCUCCAUAUGCAUCCAUUGACCUGGGAGCAACAGCUGCAACACCCGAGACGAGUUACCGCAGCGACUUCCCAGUGCCUCCGCCUUACAGCGUCGCCACAUCACUGCCCACAUAUGACGAGGCAGAGAAGGCCAAAGCGGCCGCCAUGGCUGCUUCCACUGUGGAGGUGAUGCCACGGGAUGACGAAUUCCCUCCCAGAGACGACUUCAGUGACGCCGAUCAGCUUCGAGUCGGGAACGAUGGAAUCUUCAUGUUGGCCUUUUUCAUGGCCUUCCUGUUCAACUGGAUCGGGUUCUGCCUGUCCUUCUGCCUGACAAACACCAUCGCAGGACGCUACGGAGCCAUCUGCGGCUUCGGCCUGUCCCUCAUCAAAUGGAUUCUCAUCGUCAGGUUCUCAGACUACUUCACUGGCUACUUCAACGGUCAGUACUGGCUGUGGUGGAUCUUCCUGUUGCUCGGUCUCCUGCUGUUCUUCAGGGGUUUCGUUAACUACCUUAAAGUCCGCAACAUGUCAGAGAAUAUGGCCACCUCUCAUAGAACACGCCUCUUCUUCCUCUACUGAAAAAACAAAAAGGUUUCCACACAAUCACCAUUCCUUUCCAGUGUGAAGUUCCUUCCCUCCACCUCGAAUGACCUGACCAAGGAGCAGUGAAGAGAGGAGACGGGGGAAGGAAUGAAGGAAAGAAGUAGGGAGAAAAGUGUUACCAGUCUCAUUAAAAGCAUAAGACGACUCACUCUGAAGCCUCUACUUCUGAACCGAGCCGAAAAACUCAAAAGUCUUUGAUGAUCACGUCUCUUCCCUGGCUUUGUUUUUGUUAGUUUUUUUUUUCAUUUUCCUUUGAUUCAAAAGCUCUUUACUGCUCCGGGAUCGCGCAUAUAUGUCACGUCUCCGAAGAGUUGGGAGCGCGUUUGCGAUGCAUGACUUUAGUUACCUGAGGCGAAUCCAGCUCGCCACCAAAACCAGAUAUCAAAUAUUUUGCAGAAUUGAAAGCACAAUGAAACUUAUUUAAACGACGCGUCUUAAAUGUGGGGAGAGGCGUACAGAUAAAGGAAGCGCUGCGAUGGUGUGUAAACACACAAACAAUGACAGCAGUGUUAUCAGCUCAUGACUGAAUGAGAGAAGAAUUUUAAUCUAGAAAACAUGGAGGAAGCAGAAAGGCUUUGAUAUUCAGAUUUCCCCCUCCAACUUUGCGAUAAAAAUCAGGUGAGUGUCUGUGGUCCUGCAUAUUUCACUCAGAUAUCUUGAAGAGUUGUAGCCAUUCCGACGUUUUAAGUUCAGGGUGUUUUGAAGUCUUACUUUGACCGUGAUGUAGUGUUUUUUUUUUUUUUUAAAGCCCUCAUUUCCAUCAGGCUCAAACUGAAGAUUUAAAAAAGCAUGAUGCAAGAUGGAAUUUAAGUCUUUAUGCUCUAGCCAUUGCCAUUCUAGCCACUCAUAGGUCCGUAUUAAUUACUGUAAUGUACGUGUUAAUUAAGGUUGCAUUUUAAUGGAAGUACACUUGAAUAUCUAUAUUCCUCAAUCACAUGCACAGAUGAAAUAAAAUAAAACUUGAUGAAAUAAAACUCGAUAAAGUACGACUACAUACAAAUAAAUCUGUUUUCUAAUGACACAUUAUGAUAUAGUUUGUUUAAAUUACCCCAAAUUUCCAGUUAAUUCCCAUAAAUUUCUAUAAUUCCCUGAUUUCUGAUUUGGAAUAUUUCCAAAAUUAAUUGUUUCAUUGUUCACCCCUUUGCCAACCUUGUGUUAAUGCUUUAGAUGUGAGUUACUGUACGUGGAGGCUAUGCCUGUUCAAACAUGUCAGAUUUAUUGUGUUGGCACGGUGGGAGAGCAUGGCACAGAUAAACCCAGUAUGUGAGGGGAAAAAAAGUGGUACAGACCAUAUUCUAAUAGUUUGAAGUCUUAAGGGGACUUAAAUGUGCAUGCAUUAGUGAAAACUAAAAAUAUCACACAGCCUGAUGAGUACAGCAUUUCUAAACCCAACUCAGCUCCUGUUGACCUUUUUGCUUCUCCGUCCAGACGUGGCUUAGCACAGAAAACAGCUUGGAAUGAUCUGAAACUAUUAAUGUCUCAUUAUUUGAGGCAGACAAUCUGUUAAAUUGAGCUGGAAACAGGAAGCAGGUUUUUUUUAAUAAUCUCUGGGCCACUUGAGCAUAAAACCAGGAGCGUUUAUUCAAGAAAAUGUCCAAGGCAGUCGCUAAAAGUUUCGUAAAAUGAGCCUCAUUUCCCAAAAAAAUCCGCACAACCUCCCUUUUCUUUGCCUUUUUAAUGAAAAGUCAUGCUGACCUGACCUAUGCAGUAAAAAAAAAAUAAAAAAUGUUCAUCCGUCAUGACAUUUUAAAAAAAAGGAGGGCUGCACCACUUGGUAUUUUCUGUUUGAAUCAAAGAAAAAUGAAAAGAAUGCUGCAGAUAACUUCUGUUUCUUUUAUCGGUUUGUUUUACCACAACAGUUCCCUCCUCGGUCGCCUCUAAAACAAGAUGUACUGCUCUUUUUUCUCUCCCCACACUGAUUGCUAAAAAAGUCUGGAAGCUCGCGAGGAGCGCAGCUAAUCAACGGAGGCUCCUCGGAUAGAUCAGUGUUUUUUUUUGUGUGUUUUUUUAAAAAUAAUAAUAGAAAUAAGGCAGGGCUGCGUGGGAGGUCAGCCUCGCAUGAGUCUCUUGCUUUGGUGCUGCGGAAGUGGAGCUGAUAAUUAGCAUUUUACAUAAAGCGCAGUAGCUGUCACAUGCCACGCUUUUGAGUAGAACUCUUCGGAAUAAAAGUAUGCAAUUUAGUAAUUGUGGAUGUUAAAGUACUGUGAUCAUGGAGUAGUCGAGUAGUUCAGUCAUCAGACAUCAGGUUCAGGGUGAGGUUUAAAUUUUGGGUACAAGCUGCACAGCCGAAAAGUAAAGUGUGUAUGAGUGAGUGUGUGCGCGCUGUACACACUUGCCAACAAAAUUUUUUAUUAAUUUUAAUAUUAAAAUCAGAGGACAAUGCAAUAAAACCAAUUAAAAAUGGGACUGGUCCUGCAUGUGGUGCAUGAUUUAGAGAAACCCGAACAUGGAAUCUCUCUCUGGGAUUUAGAUUAGACUCUCUUCCUUCUUUCUUUUCACGGAGCGAGAAUGCUUUUUUUUUUGGUGGUGGGGGGGAAGGUGGCUUCUCUGUGGACAAAACCUGUUUUUUCUUUUUUUUUUCUUUUUUACGAUGUGACGAACUGAGAACAAUGUUGUCGCGUGUCGGCGAUGCUGUCCGGCGUGAAUGGAGAGUUGUCUGUGAGCUUGUGCGCCAUGAAAAUGGAGCCUGACUGGACAAAGAAAAAAAACAAAAACAACAACAUACUUUUUAUUAUUUUGUCAUCCAAAUGAAAUGUAUAUACCAGCUUUUUGCCAAUUCAUAACAUUUGCACUUUGAAGAACUUCUGUACAGUAUGAUUUGUGAAACUUCUGAACGUGGUGUGGUGGGUAGAAAAAAAGAAAAAAAAGAAAUAGCCAUCCAGGUUUUUAACUGGAAUCUUUUAAUCAUCCCAAAUGGAUAAUUUGCACAUUUUUUCAAAAAUGAUAAUAUUGUUAUUGUGUUUCUUGUUUCAUCGCUUUUAGCCUAAACUGUGACAGCUUAAAUAUUGGCCAACUUUUUCUUUGUUUGACUCUGGUCAUAUCCCACUAAAGCCUCUUUCAGCAAUAUCAAAAAUCUUUCAAACAAUUAAAUCUCUGCUGCAUGAUUUAUCCACCUGUACGGGGUGGGAUAACGUUAGGAUUGAUCUAGUACAAAAACAUUUAUUUCUUUGUAAAUAAAACAGUAAGAUGGCAAGAUGCCAUGCUAUUUUUAUUUUUUUUUUUGUCUUUAUCAAGAUAACCCUUGUAACAUCUCCUCGAACAGUUGUUAUGCAUUUAUCGUAACUGGAAUUACAAAUGACAAUGCCAAUAAAGUACAAAAAGCCUGUCAGCCUGACAGUUUUAUGUCA
Larimichthys crocea (large yellow croaker) is the source of this 4338-nucleotide messenger RNA. It is a transcript of the gene ndfip2, whose product is annotated as Nedd4 family interacting protein 2. Gene Ontology annotation, cellular component: Golgi apparatus; perinuclear region of cytoplasm; endoplasmic reticulum. The transcript has 8 exons. NCBI's taxonomy places the organism in Eukaryota, Metazoa, Chordata, Actinopteri, Sciaenidae. The coding region runs from base 206 to 967 and encodes 253 amino acids. The record is from RefSeq and is a predicted model, not a curated record. Gene Ontology annotation, biological process: ubiquitin-dependent protein catabolic process; positive regulation of protein ubiquitination; metal ion transport. Gene Ontology annotation, molecular function: WW domain binding.